Molecule: messenger RNA, 1099 nt
Organism: Microplitis mediator
Lineage: Eukaryota; Metazoa; Arthropoda; Insecta; Hymenoptera; Braconidae
Exons: 10
Coding region: 440-1012 (190 amino acids)
Source: RefSeq, a predicted model, not a curated record
CGAAUGGUAAGAAAGUAUGUCUUUCUUUGGUAAAAAAAAAGAUAUUAUAUUGAAAAAAAAUUUAGAGUCCGCUAUGUGGUCUGAAUGAUUUCGUGUGAAAGCUACACAACGCACGGUGUUAAAUUUUGACGAUCAAUAGACACAAGUACAGAAGAAUAUAAUUCCUUAGUAACAAAAACUGGACGGUAAUAUUGGUGAUUAUAUAUUACGAAGAACAACUGAAUCGUUUGAAGGAUAUUAUGAAUGGAUUUACGUUAAAGUAGGAUUAAAAGUUCCUGUAAAUACUGAAGAAAUACAAGAAGAUCCAGAUGAUUCUUUACUAGAAUCAUUCAAUUUAGAAGCUUUCCACUUAAAUAAGGUUAUAAUUAAAUUUCUAGUUCUAUUGGAUUUACAACCUAGUUACAACAAACCACCGGAGGAGUUGAUUAAAAAGGUAUUAAUGUAUUAUAAUUACAUUGAUAUGAUGUAUGGUAAUUUUUCGUCACCAGGAAUAAGAUUUGCUAUCAGCGGAAUUCACGUUCCCGAGAGUAAACAUCCAAGCCCGUGUUUGGGAUAUACAAAUCCAAAUUCAACUGAACUAUCGAGUUCAUCAAUAGACAGUGUAGACGAAUUCACGAAAAAGGAAAAAAAAUUCUUUAAUUUAACCUCUCAUACUGUUGUAGUCGUAAUGACACAACGAAAUGUUUAUUCAAAUACGGGAAAAAAUGUCCCUCCAUUUUUGAGAACAGCAAUUGUAAACUAUCAUAAAGCUUGCUCGAAUUACGAAAAGCCAUCAAUUUUUUUUUCAAGUGAUGUUGAUUUCCAAACUGGUCACAGUAAUUUUCUUUCAGAGUUCUAUUCAAUUUUUAUGAAAAAUAAUUUUCGUUACAAUUUAAAUGACACUUGUUCGAAAUAUAUGGAUAAUUAUAGACUAAGAAAUUUACAUUUUCCACGACCAUGGCCAUCGUGUGUUAUUUACAAGUACUCAUAUUUUUUUAGAACUUAUGAUUGCUCCCAUAUCAAGACAACUUAGAGAUCAUAAAACCAAUUUUUAUUUUUUGAUCUGAUAAUUUUGUGAUUAUCAUAAUAAUAUAUAUAAAAAUUGUAUUGAAGAUAAUUU